Messenger RNA from Drosophila takahashii, 746 nucleotides. RefSeq names its product trypsin delta-like. The record is from RefSeq and is a predicted model, not a curated record. Gene Ontology annotation, molecular function: serine-type endopeptidase activity. Gene Ontology annotation, biological process: proteolysis. NCBI's taxonomy places the organism in Eukaryota, Metazoa, Arthropoda, Insecta, Diptera, Drosophilidae.
AAUGUUCACCCUGUGGAUUUUCCUGGUCUUCGUUGUCGUACUGAUUUCUGCAGAAGGCAUUCCGGAACGGAUUUUUGGAGGUCACUCUGUGCCCAUUUCUGCCGUUCCCUGGCAGGCUUCUCUGCAACAAAAUGGCAAGCAUACGUGCGACGCUGUAAUCUACAGUGAUCAGAUUGUUAUUACGGCAGCCCAUUGCAUUCCUUCAAAUAAUAGUACUGAAAUAACAAUUCGAGUUGGCUCAUCAAAGGGCAAUUCCGGUGGUCAGCUGGUAAAUGUUUCUACAAUCCAAAUCCACGAGGGUUUUGGCCAGAGUUGGUCCAACAAUAUAGCCGUAAUCAGACUGAAGACCAGUCUUCGAAUGAGUGCUAAUGUAAAAUCCAUUCCACUGGCUGAUAGUUCUCCAGAACCCGGAUCUUCUGCCUCGGUUUCCGGAUGGGGACGUCUAGGAUGUUAUCAGCUCUUGGAAACUACAGUGAACAUCAAGGAUCUGAAUAGUUGUCAAACGUCCUAUGGACAGGGUAUUACUAAGGACAUGAUAUGUGCCGCUGCUGAAGGUAUAGGUUUUUGUUCCGCGGCUUCUGGAGGACCUUUGGUAUCGGAGGGAAAACUGGUUGGCAUUGUUUCUUUCGGAAAAGGUUGUGCUCAUCCCGACUAUCCCGGAAUCUAUGUUGAUGUGGCUCAGCUCAAGUCCUGGAUAUUGAAGGCUAUUAGAAAGCUUUUUUGUCCAUGUACAAAAAAAGUGUAAA